Messenger RNA from Letharia columbiana, 426 nucleotides. RefSeq lists its product as uncharacterized. The transcript has a single exon. The coding region runs from base 1 to 426 and encodes 141 amino acids. Lineage: Eukaryota; Fungi; Ascomycota; Lecanoromycetes; Lecanorales; Parmeliaceae. The record is from RefSeq and is a predicted model, not a curated record.
AUGUCUUCGUCGAGCAAUCGAUAUGCUGUUUUGGGGGAAGUCUCCUCCAGCUCGAAAGAGCAGCAGCAAGACACAGCUCAACCAGGUCCUCCCGCCCAAGGAGAGGGUCUGUCAAUGGGGAGUCUCGAGAGUUCUCUCCCUCGUGUGCUUUCCAGAGAAGAAGGUCUGGCAGAGUACAAGAAACGGAGAUUAGCAUGGAAAGAGGAGCAGGCACAGGAAGACGAGAGAAAGAAGAGGCGACAGGUCACCUCAUCGACGUUGGUGCCGAGGCUAAUCCCCUCCGCAGCUCCAGAGUCAGAUGACGGCAUGGAGGUAGAAAAGGAAUUCAACUGCCAGAACAUCAUCAACCUCGACAGACGUACCCGGUGCGUUUUCGGAUACGAAGACGCAAAGGGAGACUUCACAGACCCCCUCGACAGCCUAUGA